AUGCGCCGGAGAACUAUCGAGGCGUUCAACUUCACAUGGCCCAGGCUGAUUACAGAUCGGUUCGCCGAUGGCGACCCGCGCAACAACGACCUUUACCAAGAAGGCUUCGACGUUCGAGACAUGACGUACAGGCACGGCGGAGACUUCUUGGGCCUGACACAGAAGCUGCCCUACAUCAAGGGCUUGGGCUGCCAAGCGAUUUGGAUCUCGCCCAUCUUCCAGAAUGGUUUCAACUCGUACCACCAGUACUCGCAGACCGACUUCACGCUGCUCGAUCGGCGCCUGGGAACUCUGGAGGAGCUACGACAGCUGGCAGACGAAGCGCACCGGCUGGGCAUGUACGUGAUAGUGGACGUGGUGAUGAACCACAUGGGCAACGAGUUCUUCUUUGAGGGCCAUCAAGGUGGCCAGGCCCCCUUUCGCCUCCACGAGGAGGGUGGCCGCGAGUAUCAUUUGAGGCCUAGGAGGUCCAACUCGGAUCUCCACUGGACGCCUGCGGGGCGCCAGCCGUACAUGGACUUCUGGUACAACAACACCUGGGAUGCUGACGCCUCGUAUCCAGGCACGCUCUACGGCCAGCAUGGCGAGCCUGCUGUGGACCGAGGUCGUGGGACCUACAGCAGCAGUGACUUCCACCACAACGGGGAUUUGCAGGACUACUAUGACCCCUUCCAGAUUCAUUUCGGCAAGUUGUACGGAACCAUGGACGAUCUCCGUUUGGAGCAUGCCCGUGUACAGCGGAAGUACAUCGCCAUGAGCAAAGCAUUGAUCUCCAGCUGCGACGUGGACGGCUUCCGCGUAGACACCCCCAUGCAAGUUCCACUGAGCUUCUACAAGGCCUGGGCGCCUGCGGUGCGUUCGCACGCCAAGUCCCUGGGCAAAGAAAGCUUCGGCUUGUUCGGCGAGUUCUACGUGACACCCGAGCGCUACGCCACAAUGACAGGGCGAGGACGAGAUCACACCAUGUAUGGCACAGAGCGCUUCAUCGACGGCCCGGCAACGAUGAAGGGCGGCAUCGUCUAUUCGUACUACUGGUACAUGUUCACCGCCUUCGUGUACGACCAGCCCAAGUACGCGGAUGGCUUCGCCCUGGCCUACGCCGAAGAGCGGAGCAUGAUCGACGUGUUUGAGCCGGCCAGUGGGCGGCAUGAGUAUUCCAUGUGGAACUUCUGCAACAACCACGACAACUGGCGCCUGCAGAGCAUGACCAGCACUCGGCACCUGCGUGUCUGCCUGGUGAUCAUCACAUUCUGGCCGGGGCUGCCCCUGCACUACGCUGGCGAUGAACAGCUUCUCAUCGGUCUGCGGAUUCGGUUCUUGUCCUAUGGGUUUUGGCGCACAGAGGAGAAAGACGAGACUCCGAUGCUUGAACUUCUCGGGCGCCAGGCCAUACCCUGGCGGUCCGCCGACGUGGCUACCUUGUCCUUUGCCAUCGGACGUGGUAACCUAGUCCUUUAUGAACUCUGGGAUUUCCAAUACCUUUAG
Molecule: messenger RNA, 1485 nt
Organism: Symbiodinium natans
Lineage: Eukaryota; Dinophyceae; Suessiales; Symbiodiniaceae
Source: the annotation of a GenBank genome assembly